Molecule: messenger RNA, 1170 nt
Organism: Neolamprologus brichardi
Lineage: Eukaryota; Metazoa; Chordata; Actinopteri; Cichliformes; Cichlidae
Product: arrestin domain-containing protein 3-like
Biological process (GO): protein transport
Cellular component (GO): plasma membrane; cytoplasm
Source: RefSeq, a predicted model, not a curated record
ACAGUGUACUAUGUCAAGUAGUGUUAAGAACUUUACAGUGGGAUACAAUCCCCUAAACAAAAGCAACACUUUCAGUAGUGGUGAUUAUCUCAUGGGACAAGUUACAUUUGAAUUAACUAAUGAGUGCGAAGUACAGUCACUCUUUGUAAAGCUGAAGGGAAAAGCUCAAGUGUCAUGGACUGAAAAUCAUGGGAAAACUAUUGUGACUUACCAAAGCAAAGAGAAGUACUUCAGCAUUAAGCAGUUUGUCAUUCAGGAAUCUAUGGGCAAAAAUGUUCUUUCCCCUGGCUGCCAUGUCUACCCAUUCACCUUUCAGAUUCCAGUGCAAGACCUGCCGUCCUCCUUCAAGGGCUCAUGUGGAAAGAUUUUGUACACAGUCGAGGCAAAUCUGAACCGGUCGAUGAGAAUGGACAGCAAAGCAAAGGCAGAGUUUACCCUCAUCCAAAAGAGAAACACUGAUCCAGUGUUGAUGACCCCACAGCAAAAUAUGAUUGAUAAGAAAAUGAAGCUCUUCUCAAAGGGAUCUGUGGCCAUGGAUGUAAGCAUUGCAAAAACAGGCUUCUGCCAAGGAGAAGGCAUAAGGGUCGUGGCUUCAAUUCAGAACAAGUCCUCUCGUGACAUUAAGCCCAAGUACUGUCUGUACAGGAAAUACAGCUACUUUGCAAAUAAGAAAAGGAAAGUUGAAACAAAAGUCAUCCUGAAGGAGGAGGGUGAAGCCAUCCCACACUCUGCAGGUCAGACUGUCACCAGGAUCGUCACUGUACCUUCCACCGUGACCACAUCAGUCCUAAACUGCAACAUCGUCAAAGUAGAGUAUAGACUCCGGGUCUAUCUGGAUGUGAAGUAUGCUUCAGACCCAGAAGUCAAGUUCCACAUAGUCAUCCUGCCUGCUUUAGAGGGGUCUGAUAAUCAGCAGUCAUCUGACUUUUUGACGAGUGAAUUUGACCAAUUUCCAAAUCCUUACAUGUCAGGAGGGAUGAGCUUUCUACAAAAUCCAGCUGCCCCUGAACCUUCUGCUCCACCACCUUCCUAUGAGACAUAUGGGAUGUACCCCUCUUUCACAGGUUUAGAUAGAAAGCCCUAGAAUCUGUAGUGCAGAUCUAGUUUUUAUUGCUAUUUUUUUUAUAAUAGCGAUUAAUUAAGAGUAAGAAUAAGAGAAUAAGAGUAAGA